Molecule: messenger RNA, 2039 nt
Organism: Cavia porcellus (domestic guinea pig)
Lineage: Eukaryota; Metazoa; Chordata; Mammalia; Rodentia; Caviidae
Gene: Galm
Product: galactose mutarotase
Exons: 7
Coding region: 86-1114 (342 amino acids)
Biological process (GO): beta-D-galactose catabolic process via UDP-galactose, Leloir pathway; glucose metabolic process
Molecular function (GO): carbohydrate binding; aldose 1-epimerase activity
Source: RefSeq, a predicted model, not a curated record
UCUGCCCUAUUAAACUCACGUCGUUUAUAGUUUGGCCGCUGGCUUUUCAGGAGCUGAGAGUAGCUUCGCAUCCCGAACUUUCCCAAUGGUUUCGGUGACCAGAAACGUGUUUGGAGAGCUGCCCCUGGGGGGAGGGACGGUGGAGAAGUUCCAGCUGCAGUCAGACCAGCUGAGAGUGGAUAUCAUCUCCUGGGGCUGCACGAUCACAGCUCUGGAGGUCAAAGACAGGCAGGGGAAAGCCUCAGACGUGGUGCUCGGCUUUGCCGAGUUGGAAGGGUACCUCCAAAAGCAGCCCUAUUUUGGAGCAGUGGUGGGAAGAGUGGCCAACCGAAUCGCCAAAGGGACAUUCACCCUGGACGGGAAGAAGUAUCAGCUGCCCAUUAACAGGGAGCCCAACAGCCUGCAUGGAGGACUCAGGGGGUUUGAUAAGGUCCUCUGGACGCCUCAAGUGCUGUCAAAUGGUGUCGAGUUUUCCCGGGUCAGUCCAGAUGGCGAAGAAGGCUACCCCGGGGAGCUGAAGGUCUGGGUGACGUACACCCUGGAUGGUGGGGAGCUCGUGGUCAACUACAGAGCGCAGGCCAGUCGGGCCACACCGGUUAAUCUGACGAACCAUUCUUAUUUCAACCUGGCAGGCCAGGGCUCUCCAAACAUAUAUGACCAUGAAGUCACCAUAGAAGCAGAUACUUUUUUACCAGUGGAUGAAACUCUGAUUCCUACAGGUGACAUCGCUCCAGUGCAAGGUACUGCAUUUGACCUUCGAAAGCCGGUGGUGCUGGGCACACAUCUACAGGACUUUCACAUUGAUGGUUUCGACCACAAUUUCUGCCUGAAGAGGUCUAAAGAAAAGCAUUUUUGUGCACGGGUGUACCAUGGUGGCAGCGGGCGGGUUCUGGAAGUGUACACCACCCAGCCAGGCGUCCAGUUUUACACGGGCAACUUCCUGGAUGGUACCCUGAAGGGCAAAGGCGGAGCGGUCUAUCCCAAGCACUCUGGUUUCUGCCUCGAGACCCAGAACUGGCCCGACGCAGUCAACCAGCCCCACUUCCCUCCUGUGCUGCUGCGGCCUGGCGAGGAGUACGACCACACCACCUGGUUCAAGUUUUCUGUGGCUUAAGGAAGUGUGAAGAGGAAGAGUGAAGACUUAGCAGCGUGAAAAGUGAUUCUGUGUCCGAAAUUGUACAGAUGGUAGCUGUCCUGAUAAUAGUCUGAAUGUUGAUUUCUUUUUCGAGUGACUAGCAGUAGGCCACGUCCAGCGACAAGCUCUAUUAUCUGUGUAGCUCAAAGGGCCAGUGAACUCGGCCACCAGUGUCACAGCCCACAACCCAGCCCCAGCCCAGAAGUGGUUCCUUAGGGCUCUCAUGCCACUGUAGGACCAUCUCUCUGCACUGCCUCAUUUUUUCUUUCUCUCCUUCCUUUCUUUGACACGACUUUCUCAGUGCUUUUGGUCUCCUCUCCUGUAGCUCUCCAGGCCUCUGAGGUCUUCUUACCUUGCUCAGCAUGUCCACAGAGAAAGAUUGUGCCUCUGUGAAGCAGCAGGCGGCUGACCGGUAAGAGGCGAGACUCAAGAGGUUGAAUGACUCACAACCAGCUAAUGAAAGUCUUAGCCAGGACUUCAGCUCAGGCCACACAAAUUCAAGUCCUCCUCUUUGCCUCUGCCUUCAACGGCGGGAGCAUUCCCGGGGUCACGGAAGGGCAUGAAGGGAUCUGGCCCCUGUGCUGUGUUUACAGCCAGCUGAUCCGCUCACGUCCACUUUCAUAAUCAGCAUUAGGACCAAGUGUCCCUUAGCAGUCUGUCAUGUGGCGUCCUUACCUUUGAUGUUGACUGAGAAAGUCCAGGCCAGUCAAGGCAUGAAGGCACUGGAGCCGAGUAUUCGGGGAACAGGAUUGAGUUAGGUAGAGGAGGCUGGAGGCUCCCUUUCUUCUAGACAAACAAAUCAACAAUGAUGGGUUUGAAGGCUGUGGUUUUUAAAGAAAUGUAUUUUAUAUUAUUAAUCUACUAAAAUCAGUUGCAAUAAAACCAAAACCCUACCUCUUCAGAA